Molecule: messenger RNA, 693 nt
Organism: Lucilia sericata (common green bottle fly)
Lineage: Eukaryota; Metazoa; Arthropoda; Insecta; Diptera; Calliphoridae
Product: proline-rich proteoglycan 2-like
Exons: 2
Coding region: 71-481 (136 amino acids)
Source: RefSeq, a predicted model, not a curated record
UCCACCACCGGGAGCGGGUCAACAUGGUCCACCUCCUCCUGGUCAUCCUGGAGGUCCUUAUGGCCAUCCAAUGCAACAUGGACCUCCUCAUGGACCCCCUCAUGGUGGUCCUCAACAUGGUCCCAUGCCUACACAGCAACAUGGUGUGGUAUCACAGCAUGGACCACCUCCUCCGGGUCAACAUGGUCCACCAGGACAGCAAGGAGGUCCGCCAACAGGACCUCCAAUGGGUCAUGGUCCGCCACCACAUGGUGGUCCGCCUCAUGGUAUGCCUCAACAACAGCCUGGAUCACAAGGUGGUCCUCCACCCCACUUAAAUGGUCCGCCCGGACAAGGGCCGCCAGGUCCUCAAGGACAUCAUAUGCCGCCACAUCAUCAAGGCAUGGCUCCUCACAUGGGCAUGCAAAUGCCUCCUCAAGGACCCAAUAUGCCACCCAUGGGCUUUCAAACACACGGCAUGCCACCCAAUGUAAGUACAUAGACUACUACUGUUCAAUUAAAUUAAGAUUUUAUUCUGAAUACCAACAUUUAAACAGUUGAGCAAUAUUCUUGCUCAACUAGCUGUUUUACUUCCUUCUAAAGCCCUUAGUCUUAUUUAAAAAAUCUCUUUUUCUUACUUAAAUUCAAAAUCAGUUAAAGCAUCUGCUUCCUCAAUUAACUCCUUCACCUCCUUUAAUAGUUCCUUAGUGGAAG